AUGGAUGAUGAUGUGAUUGAAGAAGAUCAUAAUAUUGAUGGAAAUAGUCCAACCGAAGAUGAGAAGCUGGCGUUAGAACAAAUGCCAAGAAAUGCAAAAUUUAUGAAAGACCUUGUUACCAAAAAGUGGGCAGUUAUCUUUGAGGCAGAAGAUAACCUCCAUCAUUGUAAAGCAAUUGCCACAAGGUAUUUGGUGCAAAAGAAGAUGAAUCCAGGCAUGUUCACCAUUCCAUGCACGAUCGGCCCUCUUGAUUUUGCCAAGGCACUGUGUGAUCUUAGAGAAAGCAUUAAUAUAAUGCCACUUGUUAUUUACAAGAAAUUGGGUUUGGUAAAUCCUACACCCACAAACAUGCGAUUAAUAAUAGCUGAUAGAUCUUUGAAAUGGCCUGUGGGGAUAUUGUAUGACGUGUUGGUCAAAGUGAUAAAUUUCAUAUUCCCUGCAGACUUUGUCAUACUGGAUUAUGAAGUAGACUUUGAGGUGCCCAUAAUUUUGGGUAGACCUUUCCUUGCCACUGGUAGUGUGAUCAUUGCUUUGAGAGCUAAUAAACUUCUAUUUAGGCUAAAUGAUGAAAUAGUUUGUUUCGAUGUUUGUCAAUCCAUGAAACAACCCAAAGAAAUGAGUGUGUUGUCUAUUGUGGAUGAUUACUACAAAGAUGAUGAGGAAGUCUCAAUACUGGAGAAGGUUGUUGGCGAACCUCUAGCAGCAGUUUUGAUGAAUCUCAACAGUGACAGCAUCGAGAGUUAUAAAGAGACCAGUUGUGCAUUGAAUGGAAUAGGACCAUAUUCAUGCAGUGGAAACACAUUACCAAUUAUAAUUGCAGAUGGUAUGAGCGAGAAGCAGGUGGAAGCACUUAUUUCAGUGCUUCAGUGA
Capsicum annuum is the source of this 870-nucleotide messenger RNA. RefSeq lists its product as uncharacterized. The record is from RefSeq and is a predicted model, not a curated record. Bases 1 to 870 code for a protein of 289 amino acids. The transcript has 3 exons. NCBI's taxonomy places the organism in Eukaryota, Viridiplantae, Streptophyta, Magnoliopsida, Solanales, Solanaceae.